Colletotrichum navitas is the source of this 1090-nucleotide messenger RNA. Its product is annotated as GINS complex protein-domain-containing protein. Gene Ontology annotation, biological process: DNA replication; double-strand break repair via break-induced replication. The transcript has 2 exons. Gene Ontology annotation, cellular component: nucleus; GINS complex. The coding region runs from base 89 to 838 and encodes 249 amino acids. The record is from RefSeq and is a predicted model, not a curated record. Lineage: Eukaryota; Fungi; Ascomycota; Sordariomycetes; Glomerellales; Glomerellaceae.
GGCUGGAUGAAAUGAAAGCAUGAUCUCGUCGAGGGCUGCUUAAGCUGCGAAAGGUCCUCCCCCCCUCCCCUCCCCCGCGGAAAACAAAAUGGCUCUGCCGCUCCCACCGGGCCUUGUGCCUGCAGAAGUCGCCUUCCUGUGCGAAAUGGAAUUGGUCACCAUCGUUCCGCGCCAGCGGCUAGAAAGCAUCGACCUAUUGAGCGGUGCGACACCGGCUCUGCGACCCCCGACACGUUCCAACCUGCCUCUCUGGCUCGCUCUUCUCCUCAAGAAACAACGCCGAGCCAACAUCGUGCCUCCGCAAUGGCUCCACCCCAACUCCCUGGCCGAGAUCGUCCACCACGAGACGAAACGCGACCCCGACGCCUUCUCCCCGCCGCCGCCUCCCCCGAUACGCGCCGACGCCAUGGGCAACGCGCGCCGUCUCGGCUCUGGUCCCGACGAGACCCUGUCGCCGCCCUUCCUGCCGUCCUGCACGGCCGACGCCCCCCCGAACGCGCUGCCCUUCCACUGGUUCGAGCUGGCCGAGGUGCUGCUGGCCCACGCCUCGGACGACAUACCCUCGCCCUCCGAGGUCCGCUCCCUCCUGCGCGACCUGCACGAGGUGCGCGCCGCCAAGAUGCGCAAGAGCACCCAGGACCUGUCCGAGGGCGUCGGCGGCGUCAUGAGCCUCCGCGGCGUCGGCGCCAUGGAGCUGGCCGAGAGCCGUGGCUUCUUCCUCGGCGUGAUCGAGGGCGUGCGGAAGAUCGGCGCGAGCGCCGAGGCCAGCAGGCGCGAGGAGGAGGAGGAGCGCGGCGACGGCGACGGCGAUUAUGACGAAGACGAAGACAUGCUAUGAUACCCCCCCGGCGUUGGAAACGCUGACACCCGAGAGACGUGGCCCUUGAUUGUUUUUUUCUUAUAUAUAAAGUAGGGAGCACGGAUUUUACAACUGGUGCCGUCUUCCGGGAAAGGAAGAGGUCGAACUCGGCCACGGAACCAAGCUCUACCAGACAACCCCACAACGCCAUUCUGGUAUGAAUAUGAGCACUCCUCGUUUCUCUCCCACUACCUCAGGUUAGCGCAAGAUGGACCGCGCCAGCCCCUCGCA